Alligator mississippiensis (American alligator) is the source of this 4499-nucleotide messenger RNA. It is a transcript of the gene CRBN, whose product is annotated as cereblon. Lineage: Eukaryota; Metazoa; Chordata; Crocodylia; Alligatoridae. Gene Ontology annotation, cellular component: Cul4A-RING E3 ubiquitin ligase complex. The transcript has 11 exons. The coding region runs from base 50 to 1390 and encodes 446 amino acids. Gene Ontology annotation, biological process: protein ubiquitination. The record is from RefSeq and is a predicted model, not a curated record.
GCCGUCGCUUCCGCCGGCGGCUCCCAGGUUGCUCCGCGGGUAAACAGCGAUGGCCGCCGAGGACGGUGGCGGGGAGCCGGAGCACAACAUGGGGAACCACCUGCAGCUCGUGCCCGCAGAGAGCGAGGAAGAGGAUGACACUGAAAUGGAAGUUGAAGAUCAAGAUAGUAGAGAAGCUGAGAAGCCAAAUAUUAUUAACUUUGACACCAGUUUGCCAACAUCACAUAUGUAUUUGGGUUCUGAUAUGGAAGAGUUUCAUGGGAGAACGCUGCACGAUGAUGACAGCUGCCAGGUGAUUCCAGUGUUGCCCCAUGUGAUGGUGAUGUUAAUCCCAGGACAAACAUUGCCUCUUCAGCUUUUUCACCCGCAAGAGGUUAGCAUGGUGCGGAAUUUAAUUCAGAAAGACAGAACCUUUGCUGUCCUUGCAUACAGUAACGUACGUGAAAGAGAAGCACAUUUUGGAACAACAGCUGAAAUAUAUGCCUACCGAGAAGAACAGGAGUUUGGAAUUGAAACAGUUAAAGUGAAAGCAGUAGGAAGACAGAGGUUUAAGGUGCUUGAAAUAAGAACCCAGUCAGAUGGAAUCCAGCAGGCGAAAGUCCAAAUCCUUCCUGAGCGAGUGCUGCCUUCCACAAUGUCAGCAGUACAGCUGCAGUCUCUCAACAGAUGCCACAUAUUUCCUUCUUCUAGACCUACAGUGUGGCAGGACCAACAUAUACAUCAAAGGUGGCAGAAAUAUCAAAAGAGGAAGUUUCACUGUGCUAGUUUGACAUCUUGGCCUCCGUGGCUCUAUUCUUUAUAUGACGCUGAAACCCUGAUGGAAAGAGUCAAGAGGCAAUUACAUGAGUGGGAUGAAAAUCUUAAAGAUGAAUCUCUUCCAUCAAAUCCAAUAGAUUUUUCUUAUAGAGUGGCUGCUUGCCUGCCAAUUGAUGAUGCAUUACGUAUUCAACUGCUUAAAAUAGGGAGUGCAAUUCAGCGUCUACGGUGUGAGUUAGAUAUUAUGAAUAAAUGUACGUCUCUUUGUUGUAAGCAGUGUCAAGACACAGAAAUAACAACCAAAAAUGAAAUAUUCAGUUUGUCCUUAUGUGGGCCUAUGGCUGCAUAUGUAAAUCCUCAUGGAUAUAUCCACGAAACACUUACAGUGUAUAAAGCCUGCAACCUGAAUCUGAAUGGCCGACCUUCUACAGACCACAGCUGGUUUCCUGGGUUUGCAUGGACAAUAGCCCAGUGCAGAAUCUGCGGCAGUCACAUGGGGUGGAAGUUCACAGCUACAAAAAAGGAUAUGUCACCUCAGAAGUUUUGGGGUUUAACCCGGUCUGCUCUGCUGCCUAGGAUUCCAGAUAUGGAGGAUGAAUUAGGCCAAGACAGAUCUCCAAUACUUUGCCUGUAAUCUUGUAACCUGCUUUUUGGAAUGAACAGGCAGCAGUCAGUGUCUCUUAACUGAACCUGCUCAGUGCUGCUUCCGAUGCUUACUUAAACUAAAAAAUUUAAAAAAAAGAAAGACACAGAACAGGAAGCACCAUUACAUUUGGUGGUGUCUUGACAAGUUACUAUGGUGUCCAGAUACGUUGGGAACUGAUGGUUGACGUUUAAAAUUUGACAACUGGGGCGAGAGAAGCGUAGUGUAAGAGACCAGGAGGUACAUGUGGUUCUGGGAAGGCCAGCCAGGCACUGAAAGAGAUGACUCUGAAUCUUGCUUACUGUAUUGUAUAAUUGAAGAUGUUCAUUGCUAUUGAAUUAAAGUAAAAGAUUUGGAAGAAAUAAUAAAGAUGCUGUUAAGCACUAUAUGAUUUAUGUAUGAUGGUAAACAGCAGCAGUGUUCUUCACUGUGGGAUAUUUUCCAGUAAUACACCUUCCUUAAGUACCUUUUGGUGAAAAUCCCUGUUUUGAAUCCACAUGAAAUACUCUCAAGUUUACCUUUGUGCUGCAUUCAAAGCCUUUGCCAAACAAGCAUCAAAGAGUACAAGAUCUCAACCUUCAUACCGAUUGGUGUUGUGUUGGUAACGUCCUCCUAUUAGCAGUGCUGCAAAUGGCAGACGUCACGUGCUUACUGAUACCUGCUGCUAAAGCAACUACUGUAUAAAUUCCUUUUUUUUUUUUUUUAAAGCAAUCCUAUAUCAGUUGUUUAGUCCUUCUCAGUUAUUUGAAAUAGCAUGUUUGACAUGUUCUUUAGCAAUCAUUUGCAUUUUAAAUUAUUAAUUUAAAAGGUACUGGUUGAGCCAGUACAUAAAAUACAUUGUCACUUCCUUUUCAUAAUACAUGAAUGAAUUUCAGUCAAUACUAUUAAAUAUGUUAACAUUCACAGUUUCCUUUGGAAGCUAAUUUACCUAGGAUACCUGCCUAAGGUUUUUUGAAGCAUCUAAUAUUGAUGAAUGUUCACAAAGCUGUAUUUUGGCAAGGGGAGGCCACUUUGGGUUCAACGUUCUUUUCUUUUCUUUUCUUUUUUUUAACAUUCAUAUCAUAAGUCCAGUUUUAUUGUGUAUUGCCAUUCUCUCCUGAGGGGAGGGGUAAACUUUCUAAAUGAAGCAGAAAUCUAAGGCAGGUUAUUACUAUUUUUUUAUUUUAUGAGAUACCGUCUGUGCUACAGAAGUGGGAGCCAAAAAAAGAGGCAGCUUUUGCUGCGUUCCAGAAUGCACUUUGGUAGAAUCUGAAGAUGACAGAUUUCUCCUUUUUUUUUAAAUCUUUUGAGGAUGUUUCACUUACUCUUUAUUCAUUCAAGGUGAAUCAUAGAUAACUUAUAUAUGUGCUUACUUGUGUUGUUAAAGUAAAUGAUACUGAAAUGCUUCAGAUUGUAUUUAUACACUAUGAAUUGCUUCAUUUCGUUGCACCAUGUAUACCUAGUAGCACUGACAGGUUACUCCCAUAAAGAAAUAAGGACAAACAUCUUCAAGUAGAUAACUAGUGAUAAUGUAGUGGUGUCUAUACUCCAGCUGAAAAAGGUUUUCACAAUGUGUUAGGAGACUUUUUUGCUAGAUAUCUAGAAACAAUGUAACUCAGGUUUAGUUCCUUGAAGUCUCCUACCUCUGUGCUUUUAUCAUGAUUUUUAUUAUCCCCUACACAUCAGUAAUAUCAAAUUGAGUUUUUCGUGGCAGUUCUCUUGCCAGUGACCUGUGAAAAGCAAUAUUAGUGUAAGCAUCAUUCUGAACAGAGAGAGAGUGAAAGAUGGUUCAUUUUCUUAAAGAAAGCAUUCACAGUUUGGCUUGUUUUUAGAAUAAGUUUUCAAAAAAUGGAAAUGAUGAUAGGCACUAGUGUGAAAGAGUGCAUAGGUGUGAAUUAUCUGUCCUAUGCUUAUUGGAAUCACAUCUGGGUUUUUUCCUCUAGCUUAGUAAAAAGUUGUGGUUUGAUUUCCGCCCCCCUGCUUCACCUUCCCACCCACCAAAGGUAUUGGGCUCCCAUUGCCCAAUGGGGUUGAUGGAUCUUAGCACUUUGGAGAAAUCAUGCUUUUCAUUUUUAAGCAUUUGCUGAAGUGUGAUGAGUGGUAUUUUCAAAAUGAGCGUUGUCUUCAGCAAACACCAAAUCUCACGGGUGUUUUUAUUUUCGGCUAGAUACGUAUUGGCCUCAAGUAAAACAUCAAACUAACAUUAUUUGAUCACAUUUGAACAUGAAAUAGGCAUAUUUUUGGUCUGUUUAAUAUGUGUAUAUAGAUUCAAAUAUAAAGCUAAUACAAUCAAGUGAGACCAGUCGAAAGUUAUUUUAGCACCAGCUUAAUUUUAUGGUUGAUUAAUGCUUUGCCAUCUAACCUACUAGGUGAUGUUUUCCAUUACAAACUUUUUUUUUUUAAGUUUGGAGCAAGUGUGUUUCAAAAUUAAUUGCUAUUAAAGUACCAAAAGCGUAUGCAUCCUCAAUAGGUACAAUCUGUAUUUUAUAUGGAUGUAAACUUGGUAAAGGUUCUGUACAUUGGUUAAAAUUUUCUAAGCUUACAUUUUCCCCCUUCCUUUUCUGGGGGGGAAAAAAACAAUUAUCAAGUUGGUAUUGAAUACUUUCCAGAUGAUAAAUAUAGACACCACAUACUUCUGAGAGCUAAGUACUAACCAAAACAUUAAUCAUCAUGGAAAUAAGUUAUGCUUAGAUUCAUUGAGUUGCUUCUUUUAAAGCCAUUGUUGCUAUAGCACAGACCCCCACGCCCCGAUCUUGCAAUCUGUUUCACUGUAACAUUGCUUGUUUUCAAAUAUUUGUUUAAAUUUUGUGCAUAGACUGAACCAUAAUAAAACAUUUUCUGUUGCAUGUAACUAUUUUGUUCUAAAGUGUUUUUGAAAUUCUGUACCACUUUUUUCUUCUUUUUUUUAGUAAUAAUACUAUUUUUGUACAUGAAUCAUUUCAUUUGUUCAUCCUGCUACUGUUUUUCACCUAAGUUGUUAGAACUGCUUUUUAAAAGCUGCGGUUAGGAUAGCACACUGUUUUAACUGUUCUUUUGUCUGCCUUUGAAAGAACUUUUCCUAAAAGUCUCACUGCCCACAGACAUUUGCAAACAAUAAAACCUUCAGUAUGUUUCACUUCAA